This is a messenger RNA of Aspergillus terreus NIH2624, 396 nucleotides long. RefSeq names its product histone H2A. Gene Ontology annotation, cellular component: nucleosome. Bases 1 to 396 code for a protein of 131 amino acids. Gene Ontology annotation, molecular function: DNA binding; protein heterodimerization activity; structural constituent of chromatin. The transcript is spliced from 4 exons. The record is from RefSeq and is a predicted model, not a curated record. Lineage: Eukaryota; Fungi; Ascomycota; Eurotiomycetes; Eurotiales; Aspergillaceae.
AUGACUGGAGGCAAGUCUGGAGGCAAGGCCAGCGGCAGCAAGAACGCGCAGUCCCGUUCGUCCAAGGCCGGUCUGGCGUUCCCCGUCGGUCGUGUCCACCGUCUGCUCCGUAAGGGCAACUACGCCCAGCGUGUUGGUGCCGGUGCCCCCGUCUACCUCGCUGCUGUCCUCGAGUACCUUGCUGCUGAAAUUCUCGAACUGGCUGGCAACGCCGCUCGUGACAACAAGAAGACUCGUAUCAUUCCCCGUCAUCUUCAGCUCGCCAUCCGCAACGAUGAGGAACUGAACAAGCUCCUCGGACACGUCACUAUCGCACAGGGUGGUGUUCUGCCCAACAUUCACCAGAACCUUCUCCCCAAGAAGACUCCGAAGGCCAAGGGCAGCCAGGAGCUCUAA